This is a messenger RNA of Penaeus vannamei (Pacific white shrimp), 2452 nucleotides long. Lineage: Eukaryota; Metazoa; Arthropoda; Malacostraca; Decapoda; Penaeidae. The record is from RefSeq and is a predicted model, not a curated record.
ACUUGCAGGUUGUGCAUAUGUAGCGAGCCGUAGUGUAAUGUAACAUAUUAAGCAUUUAACACAUAAAACUAUAUAGUAAUAAGCCGCAUAUUAUUUAUUUUUUGAACUCUGAAAAGCCCACAUGUCGACAAAGUAAAUGCAGUAAGCACGGAAGUCUGCAGACGAAGUGCCGGGCGGUCCAACUAACUCUUGCAUCAAAAGGUUUCUGCUGCCCAGGCGGCCAGUGUGCGAAGACUGUCACGUUGUCAAAGGUUUAACUUUGUCCGAAAGAACUCACAGAUUCUAGUAAAUAUAAAUCUACUGUACGAAUUACACUAGAUGUGGAAAUCAUAAGAAUGUCUUUUUUAUCAAGAAUUCUUAUACAUCUACGUUCUCCAUAUGGUGCGCUGACAGGAUAUAUAUGGACAAAUUCUUGGAAAGUUGUUUCCAGUUCCAAGUCUGCAUUUUUUUAUCCUUUUAAAGGAACCAGUAGGUUCUGCUCAAAUAAUAGCACCUCAGGUUCUUCCAGCAGCCUCGUUACUGCUAACAGAGAUGACCUUGCUCAAAAUGACAGCAUUCAGGCUGUUGAAAUCAUCGAGGAUGAAAGCCUACUCCCAUCCCAGAGGAAGAAACAGCACAGUAAUCUUCUAAUGGUGGAGAUAUAUGCAUGUAAUAGUGCUGUUGAAGCACUGAACCUCUUAACUCAACAUCGGGAGGUGAUGGACAGUCAUCAUAUUUUGGCAAUUAUGAAUAGGCUCCAAGUUUUAGUUGAAAAUGGUUUAGAAACUGUUGAGAAGAUAAAUAGUUUGGAGGAGUUCUCCAGCUUCUGUCACAAACUCUGGAAGACAAGCAGAAGAAUGGAGAUUGAUGAACAGCUGUCACUGCUGAAGUUUCUAUGUAGAAUGAGAAUUCUGUCAGAUUCCAAGAUUAUGCAAACAGUUCUGCAGCUUCUACGGCAUUCCAUUAAUGACCUGGAUUUGAGGCAGUUAAUAUAUCUGGACUUUUUACUCAAGAAAUUGCCACCAACCCCACUGUCAGAUGGUCUACUUGUGGCUGUGCCUGUGGUCAUUGACAAUAUUCUGAAGAAUGAAAUAUUAGAAGAGCUUUCCGCAAAGGACUUGUCACAGCUGCUUGCUAUCUGCAUAGAUGGAAGGAUAAAUAACAUUGGUAUCAUCUUGCAAGAAGUAUAUAGACAAGGCACAAUCAUCUCAGCAUCCCUAGGGUUGAGUAUUCUUUGGUCCCUUGUCAUGAUGUUCGUUACAGAAGGAAAACGGAUUGUCCUCUCCAAAGAAGAAAGCUUAGUGAGGGAAGUCCUCAUGAAAGAAUGUCUUGAAUCAAUUUCCAAAGACUUAAAAUCUUUGACUCGGCAGAAGAUAGAAACGACUCUUGAAAAAUUAUGUGAAGCACAUAGGAAGAAGGACCGUUGCACAUAUAAUGAGCACUUUCUUAAUGCAGUUGCUAAACAUGCAGUUGAUGACCAAUGGGAUUUCACAGCAGUUGCUCACACAAUAAGAAGACUACACAGAAUGAAUUUCAUCUCAGAAGAUUUGGUACAUCACAUGGUUCAUCAAGUGCUACAAAAUCCUGAAGAGGUUAUCAGAUCAAGAGUCCAAGUUUUGCCACUGUUAAUUGCACUAGGAGGCUGUGAACUUCAGCAUCUUAAUCAACGCCAAGCUGUUGAUGUUCUUGUUAAUCAUGAACAGAUAAGAAUCAAAGAGGAAAAUUAUUUCAAGAGACCCUGGAUAAAACUGGCAAUUGAAUUGCUCUCCUUGGAUUACCAUCACACUCAGCUGCUAGAGUUGUUGACAAAUCAAGAUUUCCUUCAGGUAUACAUGUCGACAAAAAAGGUACCUGUGUCAGAGUACAAACUUUUACUCAGAAUACAUCAGGCAUUGGUAACAUUUGGUCAGAAUUCUCUUCAAAUACCAGAGAAAUACUUGCAAAAAGCAAGAACUUUUGCAAGAGAACGGGCUCCGUCAAAAUCAGAUCUGAAAGUUAGACUUCAUCAAAUUCUUGACAGUCCGGAUCACCUUGUGUCUAGUGUGGUCACAAGCAAUGAUAUUUAUAUUGACCAUCUUUUGGCAAUUGAUGAAGAAGGAAAUACUGUUAUUAUUGAGCACAAAAAUUCUGAUGCCUUUGGUAAUAUCAGUAUCAGCUCUUUGCAAAUACCAGACAACACAAAAAGGAUUGCAUUGAUGGACAUUGGGUCAUCACAUGUUUUUGGACCAGGUUAUCGUUUAAAAGGAUAUAUAAAGCUUGAACAACGGAUACUGGAAGCUCAUGGAUUUCAGGUUGUCCAUAUUGUGCAGCCUGAAUUAUUUUGUCUACCCUCAGAUGAAAGAAGUCUGCAUAUAAAAAGACAGAUGGCUAUCUCAGGAAUUGCUUUUUGUUGAGUUUCAUGUCUGCCUGUAUGUAUAAUAAAUCUAAUGUAUUUAUGAAAAAGAAUUAUUGUUUUGAUAUGGCUUUUUUACCA